Molecule: messenger RNA, 1335 nt
Organism: Halteromyces radiatus
Lineage: Eukaryota; Fungi; Mucoromycota; Mucoromycetes; Mucorales; Cunninghamellaceae
Exons: 5
Coding region: 1-1335 (444 amino acids)
Biological process (GO): signal transduction; establishment or maintenance of actin cytoskeleton polarity
Cellular component (GO): cell tip; microtubule cytoskeleton
Molecular function (GO): protein binding
Source: RefSeq, a predicted model, not a curated record
AUGGAUGACCAACAUCACUAUUAUGACGACGACGAAGACGAAGACGAAGAGGAUCAAGUUGGACAUGAUGAAGAAGAAGACGAUUCUACAUCUGUUCUUAGUAUACCCGAUCCCAAUAUUAACUUUGAUCUGGUUUAUGCUCUUCAUACUUUUGCUGCUACUGUGGAUGGUCAAGCUUCUGUUGUGAAAGGUGAUGCCCUGACCUUAUUAGACGAUAGUAAUUCAUAUUGGUGGUUAGUCAAAGUCUUGAAAACAUCUGAAGUUGGUUAUAUACCUGCCGAAAAUAUAGAAACACCCUAUGAACGCUUGGCUCGACUAAAUUCCCAUCGUAAUAUUGAACUUACAAGACGUGAUAUACAAGAUGCUUUCCCAGCUCCACCAUCAGCGAAAUCCAAGGCAACAAAACGUGUUACUUUAGCAAAAGGUGUCAAAUUCCAAGCUCAAGUUAUAUUCGGUGGUAGUGAUGAUGAAGACGAUUUUGCUGAAGAAUAUGAAGAAUGGGAUGAAGCAUUACUUUCCUCAGAUACAGACGAUGGCUCCUCGGAUUCUGACGACUAUGAUUAUUAUAGCAGCCAUCUUUCUGGUACUAAGCAACCAACGACACUGAUGAUAUACUGUGGAAAUUUUGCGUUUGGGGAAGAUGUGAAACCAGCUUUAGCUUAUGCAUCUACAACAGCACAGGAAUUGAUUCAACAGGUAGUAGACUCCUUCGACAAUAGUGCAAAUGAAACUACAAUGGAUAAUGCUAUGAAUUACUAUUUGGUGGUAAAAGGCGUGGAUGGUGAUGAAUACACGUUGGUACCUUCUGAUCGACCACUAUCCAUUUAUCAUUCAUUGACCGGCCAUUUGAACACACCAAUGCCUUCUUUGAAGAAAGCUAGACGGAUUUCACAACUCAUGUCUACCAAUUCGGAUUCUACUAUACAUAUAGGUGGCCCAUCUUAUCAUCAGCCAACAUCUCCUACAUCACCUGGAAAUGAACGUGCUACCGACAACACUGUCCGAUUUUAUCUACAUAGCAAAAAGCGUACUAUUCAUGAAGAAGGUGUGAUCCGGAUCAAGGUAUCGCUGUUAAAGUCCGAAAUUGUGGAUCAAGAUGGAUUAUUUAUGCCUGGUCAGACUCGUGUGGAUAAAUCUCUUUCGGUACCUCAUACAGGUUCAGUUGGCAAUGUCGCUGCUUUGAUUCUAGAAAGAUUUCAUUUACUGAAUGGUGUGGUAGAAGGUUCUUCCGAUUUGAAUGAUCGAAUCAAGGCGUUACGCAUAGAUGGUGGUUCUGAAGGUGAAGCUGUCAUGUAUAGACUGAAUGUCUUCCGAAAUGGUCGAGGUAAUAUAUAG